AUGCUAUGCUUGUCGAACGUGAUCAAACCAACAUCGAACGUGAUCAAACCAACAUCUUCAGCAUCGAAACUACACUAUGCAGCUGCUGUCUCAAAUAGCUUUGAAAUCCUAGAGGAUGAAACCUUAUCAAACGAAUCGUCAAAUGAUAUCUCAAUUCAAGAUAGCGCAGAAUCCAUUAACAAUAUGACGAUAAACACUGGAACACAGCCAGAUACUCAUCCAAACCAGAACACUAGAACCAAGCAAGAUGAAGGCAAGAAAGAUCAUAACAUCAGCACAUCAGCACAGAGAAGUCAAGAUCAACAAGAUACCUUGUUAAUUGGAGACUCGAUGACCAAAAACAUAAACAAUGAUAAACUUUCAUAUGCUGCAAAAGCAAAAACUGUUUGCAAGACGUACCGAGGUGGCAAGAUAAAGGAUAUUCACACAAAUCUACGAAAGGACUGUGGUGAAAGAAGAUUACGCAGUAUCAUUCUUCAUGUGGGUACCAACAACCUGGUAUCUGAUGAUGCAAAGGAGGCAGCUAAGCAGAUGGAGGAUCUUAUUGUUGAAGCUAAAUCUAAAGCUGAGAAUGUCGCAGUCUCAAGCGUCAUAAAGAGGUAUGACAAUAAGGUUCCUCAUUCUAAAAUAACAGAAUUUAACAAUCUAGUGCAUGAAUUAUGCAAAAAGCACAAUAUAACAUUUAUUGACAAUAGUAACAUUGAUCAGUCCAUGUUAAACAGAUCAAAUCUUCACCUAAACUAUACAGGUGAUAAAGCAUUUGGAAAAACUUUGUGUGCAUACUUAAGAUCAAUAAGAUCUGGAAAGACCACCUAUGAUGGUAGUAAGUUUUUUCGACAAGGCAGGCGGCAAUCGAGUCGCCCAAAGGACUGGACAACAUGCCUAACGUAUCUAGCACACGUUGCAAAAAUGAUACAACAGUAGAAAGUAAUCCAUUAUUACAUAAUAAAAUAGAACAUAGUCAAAUACAUAAUGAAACAGAAAUGGGUAGCGAUUUUUCGGAUAAAAUUAAUUGUCUUCCCAAUCAGCGUGGAUUUAAAAUGGCUUUUUUAAAUAUAGUAAGCUUGCCAAAAAGAUUUGAUGAAAUUAACUUAACUAUGUCAAACAAAUUACUCGAUAUAAUGUCAUUUAGUGAGACCAGACUUAAUUCAACCAUAACUGAUGGUAUGAUUCAUAUAGAUGGGUAUGACAUUAUAAGAAAAGAUAGGUCUAGAAAUGGUGGUGGUGUUUGCAUUUACCUACGUAAUUCUAUAAACUAUCAAAUCAGACAAGAUCUUAUACCAGCCGAUCUAGAAGCUAUAUGCAUAGAGAUAACUAAACCGCAUAGCAGACCAUUUGUGGUUGUUACGGUUUAUAGACCCCCAGAUGCUUCAUCGAAUUUUUUUAUCCAUCUUGAAAACCUUUUAAAAAAGAUUGAUAAUGAAAACAAGGAAAUCUAUAUACUGGGUGAUCUUAACUGCGACCUUUUUAAGUCUAUUCCUGACCAUCCAACUAAGACACUUAAAUCUUUACUCGAAAUUUAUCAAUUAUCCCAGAUAAUUGAUAAAGCCACACGGAUCACUAGGACAUCCUCAACACUUAUUGAUCAUUUUAUUACCAAUGAACCAGGAAAAAUAUCCAAAUGUGGUGUAAUACAUACUGGAAUUAGUGACCACAGUCUCAUUUAUGGCAUAAGAAAGAUUAACAUUCGACACAAAGAUAAUGAUAACAUAAUUGAAAUUAGAAAUAUGAAAAAAUUCAAUGAACAGCAGUUUUACAAGACCUAGGAACUCAAACAUGGGAACAUGUCUAUUUUUUGCAGACAAUCCUGACACUAUGUGGGAAAUUUGGAAACAACUUUUCUUACAAGUCCUAGAUAAACAUGCCCCAAUUCAAAACAAAAAAACAAAAUCUAAAAAAAAUCCUUGGAUUACUAGUCAUAUAAAAAAACUAAUAAUUGCAAGAGAUAAUUUGAAAAGAAAAGCAAUUAUCACUAAACUUGAAACAGAUUGGGAUAACUAUAAAAAAGCCAGAAAUGAAACAAACAAUCUUCUAAGACAAACCAAAAAGGAAUAUUAUUCCAAUAAAAUAGCGACUGAAAAGCAAGAUCCAAAAGCUGCUUGGAAGACAAUUAAUACCUUACUUGGUAAACAAAAUCAAAGAACUAAAGUAAACGAAUUAAACUUAAAUGGCAUAAAAUUAACAAGCCCUGAUGAAAUUUCUGAGGGCUUCAAUACCUUCUUUUCAAAUAUUGGACCGAAUUUAGCCGAAGAAAUUAGUACACCAGGAUGUCAUUCUAAAGACUUCCUUGACAAAACUAAUUCUGAAUUUACUGCAUUCCAGUCAGUUACUGUUAGUCAUGUUUGUCUUUUAUUACGUGAACUGUCUGGUAGCAAAGCUACUGGCCUGGAUAAAAUAUCCAGCAAGAUAAUCAAAAUUGCUGCACCAUUAAUUUCCGAUUCAUUGACUUACAUCUUUAAUCAAGCAAUAACUUUAUGUACUUUUCCACAUGAAUGGAAAAUUGCAAGGGUAAUUCCCCUUUUUAAGAAUGGCAAACGAAACUUGCCAGGAAAUUAUCGACCAAUUUCUGUGUUGCCAGCCAUUAGUAAAAUUAUGGAACGUAUCCUAUAUACUCAACUUUAUGAAUAUUUGAGUGCAAAUAACAUACUUUCUGAACAUCAAUUUGGUUUCAGAAAAUUUCAUUCAACUGCAACAGCUUUACUUGAUUGCACAAAUGAUUGGUACAUAAACAUGGAUAGAAAACUUUUUAAUUUGGUUGUAUUUGUAGACUUAAAAAAAGCCUUUGAUACUGUUGACCAUGAGAUCUUAUUGCAAAAACUAAAACUAGUUGGAAUCACAGGAAGUGCAUUUCUAUUACUCAAAUCAUACUUAACUGGUCGUACUCAAAGAUGUGAAGUCAAUGGAUCUAUUUCAGGGGAAAACGACGUCAAAUGUGGUGUACCCCAGGGGUCUAUAUUGGGGCCACUAUUCUUCUUACUCUAUAUUAAUGAUCUACCUGCAUGUCUGAGUAAAACAAAACCACGGCUGUUUGCUGAUGAUACAAAUAUCACAGCAGCUGGAGAAUGCUUAAGUGAUCUUGAAGAUGCAGUAAACUCAGAUUUAGAAAUGCUUCGUAAAUGGCUCAUGGCAAACAAACUGAGCUUGAAUGUGGCGAAAACUGAAUUUCAAAUUAUUGGUACUAAACAGAUGCUGAAGAAAGCUUCUGUUCAGCAACUUAAAAUUCACAUUCAAAACAUACCCAUAAAGCAGGUUUUUCAAUGUAAAACACUAGGUGUGACUGUUGAUGAAAAUUUGUGUUGGAAGAGCAAUACAGAUAAUAUAUGUAAAAAGAUAUCAUCUGGAAUAUACGCUCUUAAAAGCAUUAAAGAAUAUGUUGAUCAAAAAACACUCGUUUCCGUAUACAAUGCUAUAAUUCAACCAUACUUUAGCUACUGUUGUGAAGUUUGGAAUAUAUUUGGUGAAACGCAAUCCACGCGUCUCCAAAAACUUCAUAACAGAGCUGCUCGUGUAAUAGCAUGUGUGCCUAAUGAGGUAGAUCAACAAACUGUGCUAAAUAUAUUAGGAUGGGAACCACUCAAGGAACAAAGAGUGAAAGCAAAGGCAAAAAUAAUGUUUAAAACGCUAAAUAACAUGGGGCCAAAUUGUCUCAAAGAAUUAUUUACUUUCAAAAAAGAAAUAUUAAACCGCAGUCUUCGUAACAGCUCAAGUACCAUACGUUUGCCCAAGCCAAACACAAACAAUAUGAAAAAGAGUUUCAUGUAUGAUGGAGCUUCCAUAUGGAACUCUCUUCCAAAAAAUAUAAGAGAAAGUAAUUCGCUCUCAAGUUUUAAAAGAAAAAUCGCUACCUAUAGCUUAUAAAGAAAACCACAUCAUUGUAAAUAGCAAACUUUUUGUAUAUAUUUUAAUAAUUUUAUAUUCUGCAUGUUAAUACUUCCUUAUUAUUUUACUUGUAACAAUUUGUUAAUGUUUUUUACACGCCCAUUGUGGAAACCAGCUUCUGCUGACAAUGUUAGCGUGGUUAAAUAAAGUUUAUCAUCAUCAUCAUCAUCAUCAUAAGAGUCGUGGAACUGAACAAGUUUGAAAAUAUUGAGAAAUUAUAUGGUUUAAUUUAGGCAUUUGAACAUUUUGUUUUACAUACUCAAUUUUUGGUGCUUGUUGGUAUAGUCUCUGUUUAUAUUAUCUCGUUAGAAUAGAAAUUCAUAAAAUAAACGUUUUUAUCGUCAUCGUCAUACUCGUUUCAUGUCUUGUUGUUAGUACAGACAAAUCCAAAUCCUAGUACACAUGCAAAUUUAUUGCAAAUUCUAGCACACAUUGCUACUCAUUUACGUAGAGUUUCAAAUAAAUGCAAAUCUCGAAUAGAAUUUGAACGGAUCUGAUUUGAUUUGAUCCAGUCGUGGAACUUGGAAGAUCCGUUGAACGAUUAG
Paramuricea clavata is the source of this 4424-nucleotide messenger RNA. Lineage: Eukaryota; Metazoa; Cnidaria; Anthozoa; Malacalcyonacea; Plexauridae. The record is from the annotation of a GenBank genome assembly.